AUGGUGAUUGACCGUUUGUUUGUCUGCCACACCAGACCAGACCAAACCAACCCAAACCAAACCUCAUCCAACCAACCUCAUCCUCUUCCUUAUUACGACUCUGCUUCAACUCCCCUCCACCUCCCCUCUUUCUCCAGCCUCAAUAUUUUUUCUUUAUCCUCAUUCUUCACGAGCUCCACCCCGACGGCUGAGCUUCGGCGAGUAUCAAGAGACCCGCCGCCGAUAGAGGUCUGCUCACCUGGUUUCUCUCGAGAGCCAGGCGAAGGGGCAGAUCUACAAGUAUUCGAUCUGGCAAACAAUCGACCGCCCUACACGCCCUCCCCCGCCGCACCCGACCACCCCAACCUUCCUUCCCCCCACGAACCGCCCUCGUCCCGCCCGAGGCGUUCCGCAGCCGACAACAUCUCAUCGUCAACCCGCCGCGAGCCCCUCGUCGGUGGUCAUCAGGAUACAUCGAGCGCUGCGGGGAGGAUCCUUCCGUCUACUCGUCGACGUCGCCGUCGGAGCUCUUCAUCCACCGAGGAGACAGAAGCCCAAUUAGACCAUCGACCGCCGAUCGAGGCCGGUGCCUCCGACCAGACCACGAACCACCCCCGUGGUCCUUACGAGGUCCACUUGCCAUCCACAAAGCGCAGGCGCCUGGCAAAUAUGCGGCCCGAUGGAGUUGCAACCACGAAAGGCUCCACGGCGUCUCCGUCCCACAAGGCCGGCUUGCUCCACGCCCGGAACGGCCAAGGAGCUCAAUUCGCCAACGGCGAGGCGCAAACGAACGGGUCCCAGAAGCUCUCAAUGCGCCCGCCAUCAUACUUCGGUCAUGACCGGGAGGAAGUCACACGCAUUUUGAUACAGAGCCUGUUCGAGCUGGGAUACGAGUCGGCGGCGGAUGUGUUAAGCAAAGAGAGCGGCUAUGAGCUGGAGAGUCCGGCUGUGGCGACGUUCCGAAAUGCGGUCCUAGAGGGACGAUGGGCCGAGGCACAGACGAUCCUGAUCCAGUCUUUUUACCCGGAUGGAAAUGGGCGAACACCGGGCGUGGGCAAGCAGGCGUCGAGUAAAGAGAGGCUGGUGUUGGUGGAGACCGCCGAGUUGAAUGAGAUGCUCUUCUACCUGCGGCAGCAGAAGUUCCUCGAAUUGUUGGAAGCUCGCGACCUCGGAGCGGCGUUGACGGUUCUUCGCCAUGAGUUGACCCCUCUCAACUACGAUAUUGGACGUCUCCAUGCCCUGUCCAGUCUUCUCAUGUGCCCUCCGGAGCACCUCCACAACCAAGCGGGUUGGAAUGGGCCCAUCAGCUCGUCUCGCGAGCGGUUGUUGGCCGAAUUGUCCAAAUCGAUAUCGCCUUCCGUGAUGAUCCCGGACCAUCGUCUCGCUUUAUUGCUCGACCGAGUCAAGCAGGAUCAGAUCAACAACUGCCUGUAUCACAACACUGCUUCUCCACCGUCACUCUAUUCAGAUCACAUGUGUGACCGGGCCGACUUUCCACUCCGCACAGCCCUCGAACUGAGCCAGCACUCCGACGAGGUGUGGUAUUGCCAGUUUUCGCACGAUGGCACAAAGCUAGUCACGGCAGGCCGCGACCACAGUGUGAUAAUCUACGACGCAACCACCUUCGCCGUCCUCCAUAAACUCGUGGAACAUGAGGCGGGCGUAGCCCAUGCCAGUUGGAGCCCGGACGACACCAAGCUCAUCACUUGCUCUCAGGAUAAGAAGGCUCGGGUAUGGAAUGUAGAGACUGGCAAUUGCAUCUUGACCAUCGAUCACCAUCGGCAACCAGUGACCGCCGCGGCGUGGGCUGCGGAUGGCGAGACCUUCGUCACGGCGUCUCUGGACCUAAACCUACAAAUGUGUCACUGGAGUAUGCGUGGGCAGGUCAUCCAUAUGUGGCCCGGUGGUUUCCGUGUACAGGACUGUGCCAUCACUCCCGAUGGGCGACGACUGAUCGCAGCGGACGUGGAAGAGAAGAUCCACGUCUACAACUUCCAUACGCACGAAGAGGAAUAUUGCCUGGCCCUGAAAAGCAAGCCGACGUCUAUUGCCAUCAGCCAAGAUUCGCGCCACAUGCUGGUGAAUCUGUCCGAGGGUCAAAUACAACUGAUCGACAUCGACACGACGGAUGUCAUUCGACGGUUUCAAGGGCAGAAACAAGGUUCUUUUGUCAUCCGAAGUACCUUUGGAGGCGCUGCAGAGAACUUUGUUGUUAGUGGGAGCGAAGAUUCCCGCAUCUACGUCUGGCACAAGGAAAACAAGACUUUAGUAGAGACGCUCGACGGGCACAUCUCUGGCUGUGUCAAUGCGAUAUCAUGGAAUCCCACCAACCCCGGCAUGUUUGCCUCUGCGGGAGAUGAUUACUUGGUUAGAAUCUGGACGCGAGAACGAGAUGCGCAUCCCAAUACGAUGGCGGCAAAACACCGAACGGCAGCGACACCUGGUGGAUUUGCACGCACCAGUGCUCUCCGCUCGACAUCCAGCUUUCAAUAA
Aspergillus candidus is the source of this 2472-nucleotide messenger RNA. Its product is annotated as WD40 repeat-like protein. The transcript is spliced from 7 exons. The coding region runs from base 1 to 2472 and encodes 823 amino acids. Gene Ontology annotation, molecular function: protein binding. Gene Ontology annotation, cellular component: GID complex. Gene Ontology annotation, biological process: proteasome-mediated ubiquitin-dependent protein catabolic process. Lineage: Eukaryota; Fungi; Ascomycota; Eurotiomycetes; Eurotiales; Aspergillaceae. The record is from RefSeq and is a predicted model, not a curated record.